Messenger RNA from Diaporthe batatas, 4221 nucleotides. RefSeq lists its product as uncharacterized. Lineage: Eukaryota; Fungi; Ascomycota; Sordariomycetes; Diaporthales; Diaporthaceae. The transcript has 2 exons. The record is from RefSeq and is a predicted model, not a curated record. Gene Ontology annotation, biological process: mitochondrion organization; chaperone-mediated protein complex assembly; protein quality control for misfolded or incompletely synthesized proteins. Gene Ontology annotation, cellular component: mitochondrial matrix. Gene Ontology annotation, molecular function: ATP binding; serine-type endopeptidase activity; ATP-dependent peptidase activity. The coding region runs from base 180 to 3542 and encodes 1120 amino acids.
CAACAAGUCCAUGGCCAUCGUUCGCAAUCGCCGCUAACAAAACCCUAUCGUCCUCUUCCCAAAUUGUCCUCAGCCCCUUGGUGUUUCUCGACGGGACCUGGCGAACGAGCUCGUCUCUCAACCCUCCAUACUCGCGCGGGUAAGCGCUGUCCGCACGCAGCAUUUCCAUUCCACCAGCAAUGCUUCUCCGACAGCGAGUCUCCAGGCCCGGCACGCCGGGCCACCUCUCGCGGGCCUUGCAAAGGGCACUUGUCCCAUCAGCUCCCGCAGGACUCUCGUCGAACGCCACGGGUCGCUCAGGCGGCAGGCUUGUCCCUACGUCUCAGAAUUCGAGGUCAAGUCCUCACGCUGCGACGAGAUCGCCAUUCUCCACAUCUGCGAUACUGUCCGACAAGAAGGGAAGAGGGUUCUUCGACAAUGCGAUCGAGCCCCUCUCAGAAGAGGAGGCCGAGGCGAACUUGAAGCAGAAGAGGGAGGAGAUACAAAAGGACAUCAGCGAGGCCAAAUCGUCGAGCGCCGACGGUCCUGCUGGCGGCGAAGGCAAACCAGACCCCGCAGAUGGUAGAGGCAGUGCCGCCGGCGGUGCAGCUGGAUCUGGAUCCGGAAGCGAUGGCUCGGGAGAUGGGGGACGCAAGGGACGCAAGUCAGAAAGAGCUUUACAGAAGCCAACGGUACCGGAAGUAUACCCUCAGGUCCUGGCGAUACCAAUCGCCAGGAGGCCACUCUUCCCCGGGUUCUACAAGGCGAUCACGAUUAAGGAUCCCAACGUGGCGGCAGCUGUCUCCGAAAUGAUCAAGCGGGGGCAACCUUACGUCGGCGCUUUUCUUUUCAAGGACGAGAACGCAGACGACGACGUCAUACACAACGCGGAUGAUGUGUACGAUACCGGCGUCUUUGCCCAGAUUACGAGUGCCUUCCCCGUCCAUGGAGAGCAGAAUAGCUUGACCGCCAUCCUAUAUCCACACCGACGUAUCAAGCUGUCAACCCUCAUCCCGCCCGGCCAAAGUGAGGCCAAGACGUCCGAAACCACCGAUACCCCUACCCCUACCCCAACUGCAAACGCGACACCGGAGCCAGAGCCAGAGGUGAUACCACAAGCAAAGCCUGCCGAGGAAGACGCGUCACCUGAAAAGAAGGGUGAUGUUGUGGCUAGCUUUGAAGAAAGCGCUGUCGCCUCCAAGGCAGACGGCAGCGCAGAGAAAUACGAGCCGACAUCGUUUUUGCGCAAGUACCCGGUCAGCCUGGUCAAUGUCGAGAAUUUGACCGACGAGCCAUACGACCCCAAGAGCCCAGUCAUCCGCGCCGUCACCAACGAGAUUGUCAAUGUUUUUAAGGAGGUUGCGCAGAUGAAUAGCCUAUUCAGGGACCAGAUAUCGACCUUCUCCAUGAGUCAAUCUACUGGCAACGUCACGGCCGAGCCAGCUAAGCUUGCCGACUUCGCCGCUGCUGUUAGUGCUGGAGAUUCGGCCGAACUGCAGGAGGUUCUCUCGAGCUUGAACGUUGAAGAGAGGAUGCAGAAGGCGCUGGUUGUUCUGAAGAAAGAACUCAUGAACGCGCAGUUGCAGUCCAAAAUCACAAAAGACGUGGAAAGCAAGAUAACUAAGAGGCAAAGGGAGUACUGGCUCAUGGAGCAGAUGAAGGGUAUCCGCCGCGAGUUGGGCAUCGAAUCCGACGGGAAGGACAAGCUGGUCGAAAGGUUCAAGGAAAAGGCCGACAAGUUGGCAAUGCCGGAGGCCGUGCGCAAGGUGUUUGACGACGAGAUUAACAAACUGGCACACCUCGAGCCAGCGGCGUCUGAAUUCAACGUGACAAGGAAUUAUCUGGAUUGGCUCACGCAGAUUCCAUGGGGUCAGAGGAGCGCUGAGAACUUCGAAAUCCAAAACGCAAUGACAGUGCUGGACGAGGAUCACUACGGGCUCAAGGAUGUCAAGGACCGCAUCCUCGAAUUCAUCGCAGUUGGCAAGCUGCGUGGCACAGUCGAAGGCAAGAUCCUCUGCUUCGUGGGUCCACCGGGUGUUGGCAAGACGAGUAUCGGCAAGUCCAUCGCCCGAGCACUGAAUCGCCAGUACUACAGAUUCAGCGUUGGUGGUCUCACAGACGUCGCUGAGAUCAAGGGUCACCGGAGAACCUAUGUUGGUGCACUCCCUGGUCGGGUUAUCCAGGCUCUCAAGAAGUGCCAGACCGAGAACCCUCUUAUCCUGAUCGAUGAGAUAGAUAAGAUUGGUCGUGGAUACCAGGGGGACCCUUCAUCAGCCCUGCUCGAGCUUUUGGACCCGGAGCAGAACAGCUCAUUCCUGGAUCACUACAUGGAUGUGCCGGUUGACCUGUCCAAGGUCCUCUUCGUAUGCACGGCGAACAUGACUGAUACCAUCCCCAGGCCUCUUCUCGAUCGUAUGGAAGUGAUCAGACUUUCUGGCUACGUAUCAGAUGAGAAAAUGGCCAUCGCAGAACGGUACCUCUCACCAGCUGCCAAGGAGCUGGCAGGCCUGAAAGAUGCCAACGUCAAGUUGUCUGACGAGGCCAUCGAAGAGCUCAUCAAAUCAUACUGCCGAGAAUCUGGUGUACGAAACCUGAAGAAGCAGAUUGAGAAGGUGUAUAGGAAGUCUGCACUGAAGAUUGUCCAGGACCUUGGUGAGGACGCGCUGCCCGAAGAGAAGGCCUUGACCGACGAGGGCAAGGCAGCGUUGGAAGAGUCAGAAAAGGAGAAGAAGACCGCCGAGACAGACCCUGCAUCAGCAGCCACGGCUUCGGAGAAGGAGACGACGGAGAAACCUCGCGUGGCACUGAAGGUACCAGACUCUGUUGAGGUCACGAUCAACAAGGACAAUCUGAAGGACUACGUCGGGCCACCAGUGUUCACCUCCGACCGGCUUUACGAUGUCACGCCCCCUGGUGUCACAAUGGGCCUGGCUUGGACGCAGAUGGGAGGUGCUGCGAUGUACGUCGAGUCCAUCCUGCAGUCGUCCCUGAAGCCCAAGUCCACUGGGGCGCUACAGAUCACCGGCAACCUGAAGACGGUGAUGAAGGAAUCGUCCACAAUCGCCUACUCGUUCGCGAAAUCAUUGAUGGCCAACAAAUUCCCUCAAAACCACUUCUUCGACCACGCCAAGGUCCAUGUGCACGUCCCGGAGGGCGCGGUGCAGAAGGAUGGGCCGUCUGCCGGUGUGACGAUGGCGACUUCUCUACUGUCACUUGCAUUUGAGACACCAGUGGACCCUACUGUGGCCAUGACGGGCGAGCUGACGCUCACCGGGAAGGUGCUGAGGAUAGGCGGGCUGAGGGAGAAGACGGUUGCUGCACGAAGAGCCGGAUGUAAGAUGAUCAUCUUUCCAGAAGACAACUUGUCAGAUUGGCUCGAACUUCCCGAGAACAUCAAAGAGGGCAUUGAAGGACGGCCAGCUAGCUGGUACAAUGAGAUCUUCGAUCUCAUCUUCCCGAAUCUCGAUCACGACAAGGCCAACACGGACAAGGCUUCUCAGUACAAGGGCCCAGACUCCAAUGAUGGCAGCAGCCAAAAGGAGGAGGGCAGCGAGAGCGAGUAGAGUCAUCGGGGGUAGUCACACCAUCACCGGGCACACCUUAUUCGGGCAGUUUGGCAUACCAUAUAAUUCUAGACCAUACAGGAUGAGCAUUACCGGCGUGCGGGCAUGAACUUCAGGCAUGACUUGGUUAUGCUUUGGGCAAUGGGGACAGCGGGCAGGCUGUCAGAGUUUAGAUGCAAAAAAGGGGGCCGAGUGACGAAUGCAAAUCUCCCCUCUACGCAUUGACUAUAGAUGUAUAUUACAACAGCGGCAGACGCCCAGGUCUUCUGUCGGGCAACAUUUCACUAGCCAUGUACCAAUAGUGCGGAAAGAAAUAAGAAGAAAAAAAGGAAAGACGGGUGACGUCCAGCUCGACAGGCACAAAGAACACUUGCCUCGAUCUGGGACAGCCCAGAGGGACGGAGACGCGUUGCACUGCGACGCCCAUUUUGUGUCCCCCCACCCUCCUCUGCUGCCUCUGACUCUAAGCCAGAACCAUCCGGAGCUGCAUGCCAGCUGAAGGCGACUGGACGACAAGGCCUCUGCGGCCUGUAGCCUUACCCGAGACCCAAUUACGCAGCGCACCGUUUUUACACAUACACAUGCACACACAUGCACACGGGUGGGCAGGUGGGAUGGGGAUGCAAAAGGGAGGGCGGACUGUUCCUCACCCAGGCUCAUUGGGUUCGCAGCUCUCGGG